ACACAUCUUCUCCAAUCUUCAUUCUCCAUCUUCAUCUCCAUCUAUUGUAGUAUUUGUAGAAUUAUUAUAUCAACCAUUUUUAAGAUGGAAAGUCAAUAUGCCGUUAUACGGUAUAAUUGUGAUACGCAGAAGGACCCGAGGAUCGGGAUGUGGUACGCAACUUGCAAAUGGUGCGGGAAAAAGUGUAGCAUGGGGGUUUCACGCGGAUACGAGAUGGCAAGGAAGCAUAUUAAGUCAUGUGACAAAGUCAAAGGACCGGGAGGUCCGGGAAGUUCCGAUUGAUUACAAAAUGUAUUUCAUAUUGUAAUUUUUUUUUCAAUUGUGAAAUGUAGUUCCUAUUUCAUUUCAAAUAAAUGCAUUUGGAGUUUGUUUUUAAUA
Cuscuta europaea is the source of this 378-nucleotide messenger RNA. The record is from the annotation of a GenBank genome assembly. NCBI's taxonomy places the organism in Eukaryota, Viridiplantae, Streptophyta, Magnoliopsida, Solanales, Convolvulaceae.